Diaporthe batatas is the source of this 567-nucleotide messenger RNA. RefSeq lists its product as uncharacterized. The record is from RefSeq and is a predicted model, not a curated record. The coding region runs from base 1 to 567 and encodes 188 amino acids. Lineage: Eukaryota; Fungi; Ascomycota; Sordariomycetes; Diaporthales; Diaporthaceae. The transcript is spliced from 3 exons.
AUGCCACGGCUCGCCACCAUCCUCGGGGCCGUCCUCCUGGCCCUCGUCGGCAUCGCGGCCGGCCACCCGGUGCGCCCCUCGGUCACCGCACGCGCUCACUCGAGCCCCGUCCAUCGCAGCGUCGGUCUUGGUAGGGACACCGUCCGCGAGGACGACAGGCUGGAACGGCGCGACUUCACAUGGGCAAACUCCGAGACGCCCCAGAACCUUUGCGGCGACAGCACCUUCGCCACGAGCGAGGAGGACCAGGGCCCCUUGGUGAGCCACUGCAAGACGUUCCUCGACUACGUCAAGGACAGGGACGGGUUCUGGCUCGUGACGAGGUUCAGCUCGCCGGACUCGUGGGAGGAGUUUGCGCGCGUCGAGUCUUGUGUCGUUGCUGUGCGGCAUACCGAUCGGGUUACUGGGACGAUACCUAUCGGCAACCAGGACGUCAGCGACAUUAUCAAGUCAGUCAUAUCACAGUUUGGCGAGGGCGUUGAGAGGUUGCCAUCUGUACGGGGCAGGAUGGGCUGUGAUCGAGAUCCCUCCUUUGCGGGCGUGGAGUGGAAGGUCUACAAGGCAUAA